AUGGAAGCUACCCACACCUACAUUCCUGCCUGGAGUCUUCUCAUGCUGAAAAUACCCUUCAUCCGACUCAUUACACCACCCCAUGUGCACACACACAUCUACACCCUGGACCACAUCGACACCCUUAUCCACACCUACAUCCUGGACCACAUCUACACCCAAGUCAACAUCUACACCCCUGGUCCACAUCUACACCCUGGACUACAUCUACACCAGGUCCACAUCUACUCCCUUUUCCACAUCUACACCCUGGUCCACAUCUACACCCUAGACCACAUCUACUCCCUGGAUCACAUUUACACCCUGGACCACAUCUACACCCUGGACCACCUCUACACCCUGGAUUACAUCUACACCUUGAUUUAUAUCUAG
Homarus americanus (American lobster) is the source of this 372-nucleotide messenger RNA. RefSeq lists its product as uncharacterized. The record is from RefSeq and is a predicted model, not a curated record. NCBI's taxonomy places the organism in Eukaryota, Metazoa, Arthropoda, Malacostraca, Decapoda, Nephropidae. Bases 1 to 372 code for a protein of 123 amino acids. The transcript is spliced from 2 exons.